Zalophus californianus (California sea lion) is the source of this 4976-nucleotide messenger RNA. RefSeq names its product tetratricopeptide repeat domain 9 (gene TTC9). NCBI's taxonomy places the organism in Eukaryota, Metazoa, Chordata, Mammalia, Carnivora, Otariidae. Bases 198 to 869 code for a protein of 223 amino acids. The record is from RefSeq and is a predicted model, not a curated record. The transcript is spliced from 3 exons. Gene Ontology annotation, molecular function: protein binding.
AGGAGGAGGAGAGAGCAGCCUACCGCAGCUGGCGAGGAGAAUGGGAGUGCGGGGCGCCAGACCGCCGCGGGGUGUCACGGCCGCGGCCAAGCUUACCAAGCGCGGGGCAGGCGCCCGCCGCUUUUAAACCCGGGAGGGCGCGGCGGCCGCGGCGGCGGGCGGAUCGCGGCGCGCGCGGGGCGCCGGGCGGCGGCCGGAUGGAGAGGAAGGGCUCGGCGGCCGCGGCCAAGGGGAACCCGAGCCCGCCCGCGGCCGGCGAGGCUCAGCGGCCGCCGCCGCCGCUGUGCGUCCCGGGCGGCGGCGGCGGCGGGGUCCCGGCGCACGGCCAGGCUGGGGCGGCGGCCGAGCCCGCCGAGUUCAUCAGGCGGGCGCACGAGUUCAAGAGCCAAGGGGCGCAGUGCUACAAGGACAAGAAAUUCCGCGAAGCCAUCGGCAAAUACCACCGGGCGUUGUUGGAGCUGAAGGGGCUGCAGCCGGUGCCCGGGGAGCAGGAGCGGGACUCGCGCGCGGCCUCCCCGCCCGGGGCCCCAAACCCCGGCCGCCUCUCGGAGGAGCAGAGCAAGACAGUGGAAGCCAUCGAGAUCGACUGCUACAACAGCCUGGCAGCCUGCCUGCUCCAGGCUGAGCUGGUAAACUACGAGCGAGUCAAGGAGUAUUGCCUCAAAGUUCUAAAGAAGGAAGGAGAGAACUUCAAGGCCCUUUACCGGUCUGGUGUGGCCUUCUACCACCUUGGAGACUACGACAAAGCCCUCUACUACCUGAAGGAGGCAAGGACCCGACAGCCAACAGACACCAACGUGAUUCGGUACAUCCAGCUGACGGAGAUGAAGCUCAGCAGAUGCUCCCAGAGAGAGAAGGAAGCCAUGUAACAGCUGCUGCCGCCCCAGAGCCGGGACUCCCAGGCAGCCCCCAGCGAAGAGCCCCUCCUAGGUUUUGUUCCCUUCUCCCCACUUCCUCCGGCUGCCCCUCAACAACCUGUCUGCUCCCAGUGUGAAAAGAAGGAGACAUGCAGGUUUGGAACCUGGCAGGUUGCCUGCCAUGGAGACACCCCUUCUCUAGCAGGCCAGCUACUGAGAGGGACCUAACUUCUUCGGGGACAGCCGGAGAGGACUCUUACAGGGCCGAGAAUGCUGUCGUAGCUUUGACUUUGGCCAGUGCUUCUGACAGAGGCAGAGCCUGCUGAGUGUACCAGCCCAACGGCAGCAGGCACAGAGCCCCCGGGCCGGACCCCCUCACACUUUGCCGACAGACCAGAGCAUCUCAAGGCAACCGUGACAACUCCAGGGAGGAGACAAACACCAGAAGCCUUGGGUGAAACCAACAGACAGUGAAUUUGUACACUGGAUUCCCUGCCCCCAGUCACCUCAGCCCCUGCCUCCCUCCCUCCACUUGUGGUCUCGGCCUGGCUUUCUUCUCUCCCCCUCAGGGAUCUGAGACUGCCAGGAUUCACAUGCCAUGGAAGCCCACUCUCAGUGCCCUCUGGUGACCACACAUACCAUGCUCCCGUACUCCCACCCAGCAGGCAGCUGGCCACAGCAGAGCGGCAGGGUGAGGUGGGCCAAGGCUGAGCGCUGAAGCGCCGAGGUGACGGAGGGGAGGGGCGGUGACAUCCUAGGGGAAGGAGCAUUGUAUUGCCUUCAGGAUCGAACUGUGGACUAAGUCAGUGUAAAUAAAAAUAAAUUAACAGGCAGCAGUUCCUGUCAUUUCUGUUGGAAGCGGCCCACUCCCUCCCUCAGCUCUGAGUCAGAGCUAUGUACGGCUUCCCCCAAAGCAAGGGGCCGUUUGUCUGGUGGUAAACAAUGUUAAGCUGCCGCCUUUGUGCGGUAGAGUGGGCUGGCGCUGUGGAGCCUGCCCAGGGACUUGGCUUUGUGGGGAUUUGUACAGCCUCCUUUUGAUGAAAUUAUCUGGACUCAAUAUCUAGCACAUAGAAUGUGUUCAACAAAUAUUUGUUGAAUGAAUAAAUUAUGACUGCAGACUGGCUCUCCUGCCUUAAACUAAUUUUAGCCCAGCCUAGUCUCCUGAUAUCUAUGCUCUUUACGCUCUGCCAUGUUGCUUUAGUCAAAUAAGAAACAUUUACUGAGGGCUUAUUGUUUGCCUAUCAUUGUGCAAUACACCGUGGGACAGAGGAUGUAGACCCGGUCUUUAAGGAAAUAGAAGAGUUGAGAAAUACUCAUAUGAGAUUGUCACCAAUGACACCUUUAAUUUAUAUGAUGCUUUAAAUUUUUCAAAGCACUUUCGUGUAUUUUUUGUGUGAUUAGUGAGACAAUAUUGUACAAAUUAAAAUAUAUACAGAUGCAAUAAUGUUAAUAGCAUUUAUGAAAUGCACUAUCCUCAGACCACUACAUGUAUAAUCUCAUUUCUUUCCUGCAAUUACCCUAUGAGAUACUAUUCCCAUUAGGUGGAUAAGGAAACUUAAAAUCCAGAAAUAUUAACUAUCCCAAGGUUAUAUGGCCUUACGUGACAUAGCUAGGAUCUGAACCAGGUCUGUCUGACUCCAGAGUUCUAGCUCCUAACUAACCUAUGGUUCGCUGCUGCUCUACAAAGUAUUAUAUUGAGCGGUUACCACCAUUAGGGAGCAAGACGGUGCGUAUUGAGUUGAAAAGCCUUGACUAUGCCCAUGAUGGUACGUGGGCUGCCUCUGUAUUUAGUCCAAGGUUAAAAAAGGUCCCUAACACCAGACUCCCUAGUGAUCGGGGCAGUGACAGGCCAGGAAAGACAGCCGAGACCUAGCAGUUAUUUCUGUGUAUUAUUCAUUCUACUUUCUGAUGGCAGCGCAUAUCCAAACCCACCUAGCGUUCCCCCAGCACUGGGGAAGGUUCACAAUUAUAGGUAGAGAUCGAAAGGAAACACAAAGUUAAUUAUGGGUUCUACGUGUAAUCAGAGGCUCCGCCACUGCAGGAUCCAAUCACUGCUGAGGGGCCCAGAAGCCAGCAGUCCAGGUUAUAUUCACAUAGCUCCUGAAAGGCUUCCAACGGGGGCUUCAAGAAGGUGCUAGAAAUACCCAGGGGCCCGCAGUUGCUUGCCUAUAGCUCACUUCCGGAGAAGAGGAAAAGGAAAAUGCUGUUACAGCUGCCACAUUCUCCCCCAACCCCUACCAGAUCCUUCCCUCUGCCCUCUUCUUCCAGAAUGACUUCACCCGUCCCCGACUCAGAACCGUCCUGCAUCAUACACAGCAUAAGCAGAUGUGCAAAACUCCCCCGUUGCCAAGCCUCCAGCCCAGAAAGCUUGCAAGUUGGCAAACUGCUUGUCGGGAGCUGAAGGAAGGGGACGAGGUCAGGGGUGGACUGCAGAACCAGUUCUUCCUUUGGUCUUCAUGCCGUCAGGAAGGACUCAGACUAACUAUCCCCGAAACAGAGCAGGAGAGAGGUCUUGCCUCAACAAGUAAGUUGGGGCAGAGCUGUACAGAUGGGGAUAAGAUUGUCUCCAUCCUUCUAAAGAGAAGGUGGAAAACCAGAACUAGGGGAGGACAACCUUGGGCACAGGCCAUCUGCCUGUCUGGUGGUUUGCAUACACUUGCUUACUGGAAUCCAUUCACUGUGACCCAAAGUUAAGUGAUCCCAAAGUAAAAAAUUGCCUGCGGGUGUUGUUCGAUGUUUGGGGUGGAGGGAUUGAACUUGCUGUGCAUUUGUCCAACAGGGACUUCAGAAAGCUGUUAAGCAAGAUCAGGUCUAUUCACCCUAGCAGACCUUCAGCUUCCUGCUCCCCAUCCCUCCCCAAAACGGGGACCGUGAUUUAAUGACACGCUUUGUUUGCAGAUGUCACUGCUGAACCAGACCUGGAGCACUAAUCCUGGAUCUGACCUGCUUUGUCAUCUCCUGCUUGGACUUUUGUAAUAGACUCUUUGUGGAAAAAAUUAUACUUUUCUUGUUAUUGUUAUGAAAGCCUCACAUGUGUAUUGUAGAAAUUUUAGCAGGGGAAAAAAAGACAAACUCCAGCCCAGCAUCCUACCACCCUAGACAAACAUUGCUAUCCUUUUGGACUUAUCUUUCAGUUCUUUUUGGUAUAAAUGUACACAUGCACAUGAUGGUUUUUUUUUUUUAACAAAAACUGGAUUACACUGUGUAUAUUCUUUAGUAACUUACUUUUCAAAAUGUGUAUUUAUAUUUUAGAAUAUGUAAUACUCAUACAGAUGCAAAAUUCAAAAAGGACACAAAGUUCUAUAGUAAGAAGUAAAUCUCCUUCCCACCCUAUCUGCCAGCAUCUAGUUUCCCUCUGAUUACUUGUACUGUAUAUCCUUCCAGAAACAUUUAUGCAUUUUUCAAAUAUAUGUGUAUAUAUUCUUUUGUCACAAAUGGAAGCAUAUCAGACACUUUUUUUGCACCUUAUGCUACUUCCCUUACUAUAUUAUGAAUGAAACAUUUUUCGUGUGUCUCUCAAACUUUUUCAACAGCAUCCUCAUUAUGCAGAUGGACUCUCACUUGGUAGCCCGUCUCCUUAUAGUGAUUAUUUCAUUUGUUCCCAUUCUCUAUUGUAAAUAAUGUUGCAGCAGACAUUCUUGUAGCUAAAUUUUGCACACACUUAUGGCUAUUUCCUUGGGAUAAAAUCCAAGAAGGAAAUUGCUUAGCUAUCCUUUAAGAAUUUUGAUAUAUGUUGCCAACUGCCUUCAGAAAGUUUGUACUAAACUUCACACUCUCCUAUUUGCCGGCUUGAGAGUGCCCUGUUCCCUGCAACCUCACUAAGAGUGGGUAUGGUCAUUUACCAAAUCUUUACCAGUCCAGUAGGAAAAUAAUAGUAUGUCAAUGUUAUUUGAACUCACACUUCUUUGAUUAUUAGUGAAUAACAUCUUCAAAUGCCCACUGACCAUUUGUACUUGUUUAUUUGUGAUUUUUCUAUUUAUUUGAUAUUGGUAUGUUUAUUCUCAACAUGUAAUUUUAUUAAGAAUAUUAUUUUUGUCAAGAAACAUUGCAAAUAUGCUUUCCAAGUGCUCUGCUUUCAAAUUUUGUUUAUGGUGCUCUUUGACACACAUAAAUUCUUAA